CGCAUUCCGCUUCCGCUUGAAGCGAGUUCAGCCAGGAAAUACAUUAAAUUUUUCUUUUUUAAUUCAAACUCCAAUUCAUUCCUUAUCGUAGAUUUCGGCGUCAGCUGUCGAGCUCAUAUCGAAGAAGAUGCUUCCUUUGCAAAAACACAUGGUUAACAGCUACAUUACGCCGAGCUGUGGAUGUACGGCACUCUUCGGCGGAGCGGGAGAGAGAUCCGCGCGCGUGCCUCUGACCUCCGCCACGGCCUCGCGCGGCGCUAAUCCCGACCCGUCCGAACAGAUGAAAAGACCGCAGGACCUCGACAUGUUAGGGAAUAAAUCUCCGUAUGCGGCGAGGAGGUUUCACGACGACGACGGCGGCUCUCUCCCGAACACCCCGGAGCUGGAGUGCGACAACAGCGUACUUGUACCCAACGACCCACCGAUAAACCAGGACACCACGGAAUUCCUCACGAACUUCUUUAGGAACUAUGUUGGAUUAUCUCAAUCUCGCCACCGGGAGAGCAAAUACAUAUCGACGGCGAAAAGAGUAGUGAACGACAUGAUGGAUAAACAUCGGUUCGCCUUUAAUGGUAUGAUCAAUAGGCUGUCUUUGGAAGACAAUUUGGACGAUAUGUCAUUUAUUAGCCGCGUAGCAGAGAACAUGUUUGCGGACCGGACCACCAACUGGGGCCGCAUCGCCAGCCUGCUGGCCUUCGGGGCGGCGGUGUGUCUGCAGCUGAAGGAGAAGGGCAGAGGUCACUCCGUGGACCUGGUCAGUCAGGAGAUCUGCACGUACCUGCUGCGUGAGCAGCGGGACUGGCUGAUCAACAACAACUCAUGGGAUGGUUUCGUAGAGUUCUUUCACGUCCCAGACCCAGAAUCAACAGUCAGGAACACUUUGGUGGCCGUCCUUGGACUUGCAGGCGUUGGGGCUUUACUGGCCCAGGUGUGUAGGUGAAUUUUUUUGGGACUCCACAACUUCUUGCAUGGCUCCCAUAUGGCCUUCUUUUAAGUCACAUGAAAGAUAAGAGCGGUGAUUUGCACCACUGCAACGGACUGGUCCGAAACCAAACCCUCCACAUUCUGGACUUUUGCAUUCAUCCUGGACUUUGUCAAUCUGCAAAGCGGUUGCACUCUUCUGCCACGCCCUCUACUUCUUGAUUGGCUUAUGUUAGCACUGUUUAUUUAACUAAAUAAAACUAUUUUUGAUUAAAUAUAUGUACAUUUUGAAAGUUCUGAUUGAUGUCAUUUUUUGGGGGGACCCACAGGGGCGCCCAUUUUUUUUCUUUUUUUUUUUUUCUUAAGUUCCUCUGUAACAUGUUUGAAGCCUUUACCUCUAUGAUGAAGAAGCCUCAGCCAGACCAGGAGAUGUUUGUUCUGAUCCCAUGACAGGAUCAUGUUUCAGGACAAACGCUCCUCGUGCCUCUCCAAGGUGAUGAGGCACAGCUCGCCUCCCGUCGCCUGCUCCUGCUGCUAAUUAUGUUAGCCACCUCCCUAGUUACCCCUGCAACAGACCAACACCAUGGAGGCAAAAAAAAGGGCUGAGGCAACAUCGUAGAUCAGUUUGCCUUAUCCACCAAGUGGAUUGUAGGUGCAGAAAGCAGAUUGUACUGCAAGGUUGUGAAACGGAAAGCUUUCAGCUCAGUUUUUGAUAUAUUUGCACCUUUUACUAUUUUGUAAAAUUGUGUGUAUAUAUAAAUAUCUGUAUAUUUAUGCAUGUAAAUAAACUACUUUUCAGGUACA
Oryzias melastigma (Indian medaka) is the source of this 1725-nucleotide messenger RNA. It is a transcript of the gene mcl1b, whose product is annotated as MCL1 apoptosis regulator, BCL2 family member b. Gene Ontology annotation, cellular component: mitochondrial outer membrane. NCBI's taxonomy places the organism in Eukaryota, Metazoa, Chordata, Actinopteri, Beloniformes, Adrianichthyidae. The record is from RefSeq and is a predicted model, not a curated record. Gene Ontology annotation, molecular function: protein heterodimerization activity; protein homodimerization activity; channel activity. The coding region runs from base 128 to 940 and encodes 270 amino acids. The transcript is spliced from 3 exons. Gene Ontology annotation, biological process: positive regulation of apoptotic process; extrinsic apoptotic signaling pathway in absence of ligand; intrinsic apoptotic signaling pathway in response to DNA damage.